Seminavis robusta is the source of this 1908-nucleotide messenger RNA. Lineage: Eukaryota; Bacillariophyta; Bacillariophyceae; Naviculales; Naviculaceae. The record is from the annotation of a GenBank genome assembly.
CAACGUGAUUGGAUGCCGAGAUGGUAGCCUCACAAACUCCCACAAAUCGGUCGAAGUUGGCUGCAAACCUCUGAAGGUCACAGAGGAGUUCGUCUUGAGCUCUCAAUUGCCAUACAUAUCAUUGAAUACGUACCACCGUAGAGCGUGGAGAAGCAACAGAGUGACAGUUACCAGUCACCAACCCAAGAGGCCUCUUUUCCUUCUUCCUCGCCUCCAAACUAAAGCACAGCCAUCCCGUCUCCCGUCCAUUACCGAGCUCCGCUCUUGUGUUGAGUCAGUCUGUCUCCUUCUCCCCUCCCUCUCCCAACAAGUAACGAGCGAAAGUACUGUACCAUGAGACUCGAAGUCCCUCGCAAAGACGGCGACGACUGGAAGAAGUAUCCUCAGUACGAGCUGGAUACUGAUCCCAACCAGGAUGAUAAGGCUCGCGAGAUUCGCCUUUGCAGCUUUUCUCGCCCUCACAUGAGAGCCUUCCAUUGCAGUUGGUGGAGUUUCUUUAUUGCCUUCUUUAUCUGGUUCGCCAUCUCGCCCUUGCUGUCCGAGAUCCGCACUGACCUGGGCUUGACCAAGAAGCAAGUAUGGACGUCCAGUAUCGCUGGCGUCGGAACCACCAUUGGUGUUCGCUUCUUGUUGGGACCUCUGUGUGAUAAGUAUGGAGCCAGAGUGCUAUUCUCGGCGGUUCUCUGCUUUGCUUCCAUUCCCACGGCAUGUACGGGGCUCAUCCGGAGCGCCCGAGACCUCAUCGUUCUACGAUCCUUCAUUGGAGUGGCUGGGGGCACCUUUGUCAUGUGUCAGUACUGGACCAGCCGCAUCUUUACCAAGGAAGUUGUGGGUACAGCCAAUGCACUUGUAGGAGGAUGGGGAAACUUGGGUGCUGGAGUGACGCAACUCGUCAUCGGUUCCUUCCUCUUUCCAUUGUUCAAAGUCUUUUUCGACGAAGACGAAAAUGCAUCGGAGCGUGCUUGGAGGACUGUCUGCAUCGUCCCGGCCGUCUUUGCGUUCACCACGGGAGUGGUGGUCUUUUUCAUCAGUGAUGAUGCUCCCAAAGGAAACUACAGCGAACUCAAGAGACAUGGGGCCAUGCCAGAAGUAUCCGCCGUCCAUUCCUUCGCGAGGGGAAGUUUGAAUUUGAAUACGUGGAUGCUCUUUAUCCAAUAUGCUUGCUGCUUUGGUGUAGAAUUGACCAUGAACAAUGCCGCGGCUUUGUACUUUAAGGAUGCAUUUGGUCUUUCCACCGAGACUGCUGCCGCCAUGGCGUCAAUCUUCGGUUGGAUGAAUCUCUUUGCCCGUGGACUGGGUGGAUUCAUUUCGGACCUCAUCAACUUUCGCAUGGGCAUGAAAGGAAGGAUUGUGAUUCACACCGUCAUGUUGUUUGGCGAAGGUGUUCUCGUUCUCAUCUUUGCCAAUACAGAGUCCCUUGGUGCGGCUAUUGUGACAUUGGUCUGCUUCUCCCUCUUUGUCCAGAGCGCAGAGGGAACCAGCUACGCCAUUGUGCCAUAUGUGGACCCUCCCAACACAGGAUCCAUCAGUGGAAUCGUUGGUGCGGGAGGAAACGUCGGUGCAGUGUGCUUUGGAUUGGGCUUUCGAGAAUUGGAUUACAAAGAGGCCUUCUUAUUGAUGGGACUUUGCAUAUUAGGCUCAGCGCUGCUGUCCUUCUUUAUUGUCAUUCCUGGCCAUGCUGGACUCGUCUUUGGCGAGGACAUGGAAGUCAAUCCAGAGACGGGAAGGCUCUUGAUUGAUGAAGAUGCCGAGGAGAUGGGCUUGGAGGAGGGCUUGGUCAACUCAGAAAACGACGACCGCGAUUAGAUUAGCAACGCAGGGAAACAAGCACAUUUUUGAUGGGACGAUGGCAAUCUUUGUAUAGUAUAUCACAAUUCAUUUUACUUUAGUAUAUCCCAAUUUUGGGGC